ACAAGUCAAUCUCGUCAACUAUAUCACAUUUGAUACUCCCCCACAUAAGUCGCUGCCAAUUGGCCUUCAUUACGGAAUGUUUGUUUUUGUGUGCAAAACUAUUUUCAACUCGCAAUUUGCGCUGAUUGCUGACGGUGGUGCAAACACCGGUCACAUUUGCCACUUUUUCUCCCAUCAAGCGAGAAACCGACUUCAAACCUUCACGUGAACGUACGCACCUCGCACACACCCAGGAUGGUGCUACCGAAGCUGGCCGAUCCGUUCGCCGUGAUGCCACUGCUUCUACGCCUGCAGCGAUUCGUAGGGCUGUGGGGCGAACGACGCUUUCGGUACAAGUUCCGGUUGGCUUUCCUAAGCUUCUGCAUUCUGGUCGUUAUCCCCAAGGUUGCCUUCGGCUAUCCGGAUCUCGAGACAACCGUACGCGGGACAGCUGAACUGAUAUUUGAGUGGAACGUACUGUUCGGGGUACUGCUGUUUUCGCUCAAGCUGGAUGAUUACGAUGACCUGGUGUAUCGUUACAUGGAUAUAGCAAAAAUAGCUUUCCAUAAGGAUAUUCCUGCGCAGCUGGGCGAUUACCUUGUACACAUCAACCAUCGGAUCGAUAAGUUCUCAAAGAUCUACUGCUGCAGCCACCUGUGUUUGGCCAUCUUCUAUUGGGUCGCUCCCUCUUCGAGCACCUACAUGGCUUAUCUGAGCACUCGCAACAAAUCCCGCCCCGUGGAGCAUGUGCUACACCUGGAGGAGGAGCUUUACUGGUUCCACACCCGUGUAUCGCUGGUGGAUUACUCCAUCUUCACAGCGAUCAUGCUGCCGACCAUCUUCAUGCUCGCCUACUUCGGUGGACUAAAGCUUCUGACCAUCUUUAGCAAUGUAAAGUACUGCUCGGCGACCCUGAGACUGGUUGCGAUGAGAAUUCAACUGAUGGACCGUUUGGACGAGGUUCAGGCCGAGAAGGAACUGGUCGAAAUCAUUGUGAUGCAUCAGAAGGCUUUAAAGUGUGUCGAACUGUUGGAAAUAAUAUUCCGCUGGGUUUUCCUCGGUCAGUUCAUACAGUGCGUAAUGAUCUGGUGCAGUUUGGUCCUUUACGUUGCCGUAACGGGACUCAGCACUAAAGCGGCCAACGUGGGCGUACUGUUUAUACUGCUAACGGUGGAAACAUACGGAUUCUGCUACUUCGGAAGUGAUCUAACAUCGGAGAGUCUUAGCGUUGCUCGUGCGGCGUACGAUUGCUACUGGUACCAGCGGUCGGUUUCUAUUCAGCGGAAGCUUCGGAUGGUUUUGCAGCGUGCCCAAAAGCCGGUCGGUAUCUCUGCCGGCAAGUUUUGCUUCGUCGACAUUGAACAGUUCGGGAAUAUGGCAAAAACGUCAUACUCGUUCUAUAUCGUGCUGAAGGAUCAGUUUUAAAGGAAAAUCAUUACCGCAUUGAUUGUCCCUGCAGACAGCGGUAGGGAAACGAUGUAUGCUACCGACUACCGACUAGCUACCGACUAGCAAUUACACAUCAAAGGUCAACGGAACAAAAAUCGAUAGAUUAAAGCUAGCAAAGAGGACGGCAAGGGACCUAUAAUCAUUGUGUUUCGUUUGACGUUAAUCAUGAUUAUUAACUGCAAUACAUGCUAGUUUUUGCGACAACUUCAAAUAGAUGAAAAGCGCACCC
This is a messenger RNA of Anopheles stephensi (Asian malaria mosquito), 1657 nucleotides long. Its product is annotated as odorant receptor 49b-like. NCBI's taxonomy places the organism in Eukaryota, Metazoa, Arthropoda, Insecta, Diptera, Culicidae. Gene Ontology annotation, biological process: sensory perception of smell; detection of chemical stimulus involved in sensory perception of smell. The record is from RefSeq and is a predicted model, not a curated record. The coding region runs from base 235 to 1404 and encodes 389 amino acids. Gene Ontology annotation, molecular function: olfactory receptor activity; odorant binding. The transcript is spliced from 6 exons. Gene Ontology annotation, cellular component: plasma membrane.